AUGCCCACCGCAAUAGCCAUCCGCCAAGUCGACGGCAAGCCCGGCGAAGUCUACUAUCCUCUCGAACACAUCCAACUACCAGAGCCACAACCAAAGGAUAAUGAAGUCGUUGUCAAAAUUACAGCAGCAGCACUAAAUCACCGCGACCUCUUCCUCCGCCAACACUUGUACCCAGGCACAACCUUCGGCGUCCCGCUCCUAGCAGAUGGCAGCGGCGUAGUCGUAGCCACAGGCUCGAGCUCAGAAGCUCAGAAAUGGAAGGGCAAGAAAGUCGUGAUCAACCCUGGUAGUGGGUGGAAGGAUGAUCUGGAGGGCCCGGAGUCGCCGAAGGGGUAUGCGAUACUGGGUGGUACGAAGAUGAACCCGCUUGGUACGCUUGGUGAGACGGUCACGAUCGAUGCUGGGGAGCUGGAGGAGCAGCCUACGCAUUUGUCUGCUGUAGAGGCUGCGGCUCUGCCAUUGACUGGUUUGACGGCGUGGAGAGCGGUGAUGACGAAGUCGGGGCAGGCGAAGCCAGGACGGAAUAUUUUGAUUACUGGUAUUGGGGGAGGUGUGGCAUUGAUGGCGCUAUUGUUCGCUGUAGCGGCUGGAGCGAAUGUGUACGUCAGCAGUGGGAGCGAGGAGAAAUUGAACAAGGCUAAGGCGCUUGGUGCGGCGGGUGGCAUUAACUACAAGGAGAAGGGAUGGGAGAAGAAGCUCGUCGAGAUGUUGCCGCAGGAUAGAAAACAGCUUGAUGCCAUUAUUGAUGGUGCAGGUGGAGAUAUCGUCGGGAUCGGAGCGAAGAUCAUCAGGCCUGGCGGUGUCAUCGUCGUCUAUGGCAUGACUACAUCACCCAAGAUGCCAUACCUCAUGAGUGUCGUGCUCAAGAACAUCGACGUACGCGGCUCGACUAUGGGAUCAAGGAAGGAAUUCGCAGACAUGGUCAAUUUUGUGCAAAGCAAGCACUUGAAGCCAGUCGUAUCACGGUCCGUCAGCGGUCUAGACAACUUGGAUGGCAUCAAUAGCUUAUUUGAGGACAUGAAGAGCGGUAGCCAAUUCGGCAAGCUCGUCGUCGAGGUAAGCAAGGAGAAUGAGGCAAGCAAGCUGUAG
Molecule: messenger RNA, 1089 nt
Organism: Recurvomyces mirabilis
Lineage: Eukaryota; Fungi; Ascomycota; Dothideomycetes; Mycosphaerellales; Teratosphaeriaceae
Exons: 2
Coding region: 1-1089 (362 amino acids)
Molecular function (GO): oxidoreductase activity
Source: RefSeq, a predicted model, not a curated record